Molecule: messenger RNA, 867 nt
Organism: Verticillium nonalfalfae
Lineage: Eukaryota; Fungi; Ascomycota; Sordariomycetes; Glomerellales; Plectosphaerellaceae
Exons: 3
Coding region: 1-867 (288 amino acids)
Source: RefSeq, a predicted model, not a curated record
AUGUCGCUGCAAUUUCUGCUCAACUCGGAGGACAGUGAGGACCGGAGCGCAGAGUGGUAUCUCGCCAACACGCGAGUCGAGACGGACGUAUAUGGCUACAGCAGAGGACACGGCCACGGUGACAGCAGCACAAGCACAUCCACAUCCACAUCUCUGGGGUCUCGCGCCCCAGCAUCCCCCGUCAGCAGGCAAUGGACGCCGUUGAAGCCGGGUUCCAGCCACUCGACGUGCGGCGGCCUGUCGCCGGGCAGCGACCACGGCGGCUAUCCCACGUCGCCGGCGUCGUCCAUGGGUCGAUCGCACUCCAGCCGUCUCUCGCUGCGGCGACUCUCUCGAGCCGUCAGUCUCGACGACGAAGACUCGGCCGACGACGAGACGUGCGAGACGGUCUGCUACGGCAUGAUCCACAAAGUUGAUGUCAAGCUCAUGGGCGAUCUCACAACGAUCGCCAAGAAACUGAAGCAGAUCAGCCCCAGCUCGUCUUCCUCGUCAUCCUCAUCCUCGUCAUCAAGGCAGCAAAAGACCUUCAUCGUCACGGAGCAGCCGGACCACAUCCUGCUCAGCUUCCCAGACGGCACGCCCUUUGGCUACCUGCGCUCGCACAUGAAGAACGCGCUCGCCAAGCUGCUCGACCGCAAGAACCUCGCCUUCGAGGCCGUCGCCGAGGCCAAGGCGCUGCAGGACACGGUGGCCAAGGCGCGCAAGACGUCGGGUGCCGUCGCGCGCGUCGACCUCUACGUCUACGGCUCGCGGCGGCUGGCGCCCGUCGUGGGCGACAGGCUGUCCAAGUGGAAACUCUGGCUGCAGAGGCCCGAGGCAGUGAGGAGGGGCGCGCCCUACGAGAACCCGCACUUCCUGGCCUUCUGA